UUGGAUGCCCCCAGCGCUAAAUUAGCUGCGGUGCAGCGGACCACCGCAGCCCUGCCUGCCUGCCCCCCAUCAAAGCAGAUGCCGGGGGAAUAAAAGGGGAAAAGAGAAGGCAGCGGCGGAAUUUUUCUUUUCCUUCCCUCGAGCACAACUGCACAAGCUCUCCGCGUUAAGCCCACAUCGCCGGCUUCGCGAUGGCCGCCGCCGACUACGACCGCCCGUACCGCCCCUACGCGCCCCACGCCGCCGACUACGACCGCCCCUACCGCAACGAGAUCGUGCCCUACGGCGACCGCCGCAUCGACCUCGUCGUCAAGCCGCCCCCCUCCAGGUCCCCGCCGCCGCCGCUGCCGGUAACCAAGAGCGGCGGCGGAGGCGGCCUGGGGUCGGCCUGGUGCUUCAGCGACCCGGAGGUGAAGAGGCGGCGGCGGGUGGCGAGCUACAAGGCCUACUCGGUGGAGGGGAAGGUCAAGGCCUCCUUCCGCAGGGGAUUCCGCUGGAUCAAGGACAAGUGCACCGGGUUAAUCCAUGGCUGAGUCCGUGAUCUUGCGUGAGUUCUGUUAGGACGGAAGACGCUGGAACUAUGUGGGAGGAACGAGUGUUGGGUGCCUUUGCUAAUCUGCCCCAAAAAUUUGAAGGAUCAAUUUGUCCAUGAGGUUGUGAGGGUAACUUUUGAGUCAUCAGACAUAUAAACAAAAAGUAGGAGCUUCUCAUGAGAUUGCUUUGCUUGCAGAUGCCUUGUUUACUGUCUGCUAAUUAGCCUAGUCAUUUCAAGAAUGUUUCAACUGGAGUUGAAUACCUCGAACGGGACUUAUUAAUUUGCAUGAAUGAUAUCGCUAUACAUCCUGCAUUGUUGUUUAUUUCAAUGUGUCACGCUGUUAGGAUUUGUAUGGACAGACUUGUUGGAGACUUGACGAACUGGAUCUACUAGAGGAAAAUAAAACCAUUUAAUUUGUGUUCCCA
This is a messenger RNA of Brachypodium distachyon (stiff brome), 960 nucleotides long. RefSeq lists its product as uncharacterized. NCBI's taxonomy places the organism in Eukaryota, Viridiplantae, Streptophyta, Magnoliopsida, Poales, Poaceae. The transcript is spliced from 2 exons. The record is from RefSeq and is a predicted model, not a curated record. The coding region runs from base 192 to 533 and encodes 113 amino acids.